Messenger RNA from Papaver somniferum (opium poppy), 1073 nucleotides. Its product is annotated as B3 domain-containing protein REM9-like. Bases 76 to 897 code for a protein of 273 amino acids. The transcript has 4 exons. Gene Ontology annotation, molecular function: DNA binding. NCBI's taxonomy places the organism in Eukaryota, Viridiplantae, Streptophyta, Magnoliopsida, Ranunculales, Papaveraceae. The record is from RefSeq and is a predicted model, not a curated record.
GUGGUAGUAGGCAAACCUUAUUGUUUACAAAUCUUAAAUUCAUCUUCAAUUCCUCAUUGAGAUCAAGUUAGAGUCAUGGCAACACCAAGAUCACACAAUCCCCAUUUUUUCAAGGUGUUGAUGCAAGGGUUCCAGCAAAAUUUGGUCAUACCACCAGCAUUUGCUAAUGAGCAGAAAGAGCUGAUGAUGAGCAAACAUGAGAAGGAAAUUGCUUUUCUGAGAACUAGGAAGAUUAAUGGGGAUAAUUUAUGGAAAGUUGAAGUGAGUAGAAGAAGAGAUGACGAUGAAUGGUGCUUUGAUGGAGAUAAUUGGAGUGAAUUUGUUGAACAUCAUGACAUGAAAUAUGGAGAAUUUUUAGUAUUUGAACACACUGGAGAUCUGAUUUUCAAUGUUUUCAUUUACGACUAUACUUUUUGCGAGAAAGGGCUCCCACGGACACGGCCACGGCCACAUGCUCAUACUCGUCGUAGUCACAAGCAUGGAAGCAGAGCUGUUGACGAUGAUCUCCAAAGCCGAUCAAACCGUAACAAAAAGCCGCCGAUGCCUACUUGUCUCCCCUGCUUCACCGCAACCAUGACCGCAUCAAACCUAGUUUUUAGCAUCCCUUAUUUGAAUAUCCCGACAGUAUUUGCAAAUAGUAACAAUUUGAGAGAAAGUGCUGGGAGUAUAAUUACCCUCAGAGUCAGAGAUGUUAAGAAAGUAAAAGGGUGGCCAGUGAAACUUCAAACAUUUUCUGGUGAUCGAAUGUGCCUUAGAGAAGGUUGGAGCGAAUUUGUAGUUUCAAAUCAAUUGAAGUUGGGAGAUGUAUGCUUAAUGGAGUUGGAUCAAACCGCAAGAAUGGAGCAAGAACGUAUUAUCUUAAACGUUCGAAUUUCAAGAAAUGCCACCAGCAGUUAGUGAAAUUCCCAUGUUCAGUAUUCAAAUGAAUGAUUAUCAUCAGCAUGUCACUAGUUGAGUUAAUAUUAGCAGAUCACAUUCAUAUUACACAUGUUAUUUCUAUUUCAUUAAAAUGUCUUAAUUUCUAUGUUAUGAUUUUAUGUUUUUAAUGAUAGAAAUAUAUUUUUUCUAUUAAA